Ricinus communis (castor bean) is the source of this 4554-nucleotide messenger RNA. RefSeq names its product putative pentatricopeptide repeat-containing protein At1g64310. The transcript has 4 exons. Gene Ontology annotation, biological process: RNA modification. Lineage: Eukaryota; Viridiplantae; Streptophyta; Magnoliopsida; Malpighiales; Euphorbiaceae. The record is from RefSeq and is a predicted model, not a curated record. The coding region runs from base 332 to 1993 and encodes 553 amino acids. Gene Ontology annotation, molecular function: protein binding; RNA binding.
AAUCAAGUAACAAAGAAACUGUUUUGUCCUGUUCCUGAGUGAACUUGGCAGUUCUGCUAUGAAUUUUUCCAUCAAAAUCAGACUUGAUUUAAUCCUGAAUUCUAAAAGGAAAACGCUUUGUCGUUCUCAUUUCAAAGGGGUUGAAUUCGAAUUGAACUACUUGUUCCCUCUUACCAACCCUUCGAACGACUCGUCGCGCUCCACAACAUAGACUAAUCUCUCAUUGUGGUUCUCUUAAAACUACCCAAAAACCACAAUAGCGAGACAUGCUCUGAUUUUUCCAAGUUAAGCUACCCAGACUAACAUGACAAGUUGAUACAUGCAAUUUUAAAUGCUCACUCAAUUUCCCUCGCUUUUCGUAGAACUGACAAAUCCCAGUCAAACGCUAUCAAGAACUAAGCAACUACAUGCUUUAAUCACCACAGCCAAUCUUUCACAUGAUCCAUUUUAUGCAACUAAGAUUACAAGAUUCUACGCUAUAAACAAUGAUCUUCGAUCCGCACGCAACCUGUUCGAUAAAACUCCCGAACGAAGCGUUUUCCUUUGGAAUUCAAUUAUUCGAGCUUAUGCCCAAGCCCACAAAUUUAAUGAAGCAUUUUUUAUGUAUGGAAAGAUGCUAGUAACAGGAAUAAAACCUGAUAAUUAUACUCAUGCGUGUCUUAUUCGAGCUUGCCAUGAGAACUUUGAUUUGGAUGGUUUAAGAGUUUUACAUGGAGGAGUAAUUGUUUCUGGAUUGGGAAUUGAUUCCGUUUCUUGUAGUGCAUUAGUUACUGCUUAUUCAAAAAUGAACUAUGUUCGUGAAGCAAGUAAAGUGUUUAAGGGGAUUUUCGAGCCGGAUAUGGUUUUAUGGAAUUCUAUGAUUUCUGGUUAUAGUUAUUGUGGAUUUUGGAAUAAAGGAUUGGAGUUGUUUAAUCAAAUGCGAGAAAAUAGGAAGCAGCAGCCAGAUGGGUUCACUUUGGUUGGACUUAUUUCUGGUUUAAUGGAUUUUAGUUUGCUACGAAUUGGCCAAGGGGUUCAUGGUCUUUGCUUGAAAACUGGUUUUAAUUGCAAUGCCUAUGUAGGUAGUGCACUUGUAAGUAUGUAUUCAAGAUUCAAGUGCAUUAAUUCAGCAUAUAAUGUUUUUAGCAGUUUAUGUCAGCCUGAUUUAGUUGCAUGGUCUGCUUUGAUAACCGGGUAUUCUCAGUCUGGAGAUUAUAACAAGGCAUUGGUGUUUUGUACGAAUCUAUGUGGCGAAGGUAAAAAGGCAGAUCCAGUUUUGAUUGCCAGUGUAUUGGUGGCUGCUGCACGUUUGGCAGAUUUAGGGCAUGGGACUGAGAUACAUGGUUAUGUUCUUCGACAUGGAUUUGAAUCUGAUAUCAUGGUUUCUUCUGCUCUUAUAGAUAUGUAUAUGAAGUGUGGUUUAGUGGGAUGGGGGAUCCGUGUCUUUGACAAUAUCCGCAACCAAAAUAUCAUUUCCUACAAUUCAGUAAUUCUGGGUCUUGGUUUACAUGGACUUGCUGCUCAGGCAUUUGAACUGUUCGAAGAGAUGCUAGAGAAAGGACUAAAACCUGAUGAAUCUACAUUCUCUACUCUCCUUUGUGCUUGCUGUCAUGCUGGACUUGUGAAAGAUGGUUGGAGAAUUUAUAAGCAAAUGAUGGAUGAGUUUUGCAUCCCACCUAGAACUGAGCAUUAUGUUCACAUUGUAAAGCUCCUAGGGAUGGCCGGGGAGUUGGAAAAGGCCUAUGACUUUAUCUUGUCAUUGAUGCAGCCAGUGGAUUCUGGUAUUUGGGGAGCACUGUUGUCAUGCUGUGAUUUCCAUGGGAAUACUCAGUUGGCAGAAAUUGUUUCCCAGCAGCUCUUUGAUAAUGAACCCAGAAAAGGUGCUUAUAGAGUUAUGCUUUCUAAUAUUUAUGCUGGUGAUGGCAGGUGGGAUGAUGUGAAGAAGACCAGAGAUGAAAUAACAAAUGUUGGAGUAAGAAAAAUGCCUGGAGUUAGUUGGAUAGGAGGAAGUUGAAGUUAAUCAAUGAAAUGAUAAAUAUAGAUUCUUUUCAAAUCAGUUCAUGCACAGAAAGCUUUAUCCAGAGGUAAAGCCAUUUUUUUUAUUAUAACCUCAAAAUUAUUUGUAUCCAGGUUUCUCUAUCAUGCCUCUUAUCAUCUGGUUUUACUUGCACUUUUCCUGUUAAUGGUACACGACAAAGUCCACCACUGCUUUCAUCUUCUCAUUCUUUAGCAGACUCUAAGGUGGAAAGAUAAUGUACUUUCAAGGUAAGCUCAAAAUAGAGAUGGUAUACCCUUUUCCUUUUCAUUUAGUGGGAGUAAGUUUUCCAUUGACACAUCUCAUAUUAGAAGAGAUACUUCAAGACAAAGCUACUGCGUGAGUAGGUAUAGAGUAGUUUUUAAUUUUUCAUGGAAUUUUUUCAACUAGUACUUGUUAAAGCAGAAGUGUCUCCAUACUUUCAUUUGUUAUCUUAUAUCUGCAUUAUAUGUGGAACUGAGUUGCAUAAUAGUUUGAAAUUUGAAUCUUAGUUAUACAAUGUAACACAGUGCUUCUUUACUCAUGGAACAUGGAGUAGAGUAUGAGUGCAACUGAUUCAAGAAUAUGAUAAAACUGCUUAAUACCAAUUAUUUUAGUUUCUUAUAAUCAGUACUGUAGGAAUCUCAAAUUAUCAUAUACCUAAAUAUUCUCUUAUCAAUAACAAACAGCAGAGAGAAUACAAUACAUGAAUACUUGCAUGAUAACUAAUAAAAAGCGUGUAGAAAUUUAGGAAACUCCAUCAUUAACAGAGCAACUUACAUUUUAAUUGAAAUAGCAAAGAUAGGCCACUAUUUCAAUCUUCAGAUGCCUCUUGAGUCUGGUGGCAGGGGUGGGAAACCAAACUCAAAACAGACAUAGGGAUAAAUGAUAUGGUUGCAAUGUGCCUGAUCUUGUAAUUUUCCUCUCCACCAUCAGGUUUUAACCUUUCAGCAUGUUCAUCGAGCAGAGGCAGCAGCUUCAACUGCUUCAAAGUAGUGACAUAUUGCAAACCUUCAGGGAGUAUCCUUAGACUCGAGCAGUUGUGGAAGUGGAGGCAUUGUAAGCUUGGCAGUGCUCCCUCUUCAAGCUCUGUCCAUUCCUCAAGAACAUAAGAAGCAAUUCUGAGAACCUCAAGCUUGGGAAAUCCACCAGCUUUGCAGAAUUCUUUUCCGAGCUGCUUUGUAUCAUAAGCAUGCCACAAGGUUAAUAUUUUUAAAUUAGGUAGGAUCUGAAGAACUAACAUUGGGAUCUCCGAUAAAUGAGAGAAACCUAGUCUUAGCUUUGUAAGCUUUUCCAUUGAACCAAGCCAGCUAGGUAUCUUUUCUAGGGCACCCUCUAAACGAAGUUUCCUAAGAAGAGGUGGAGGUGAGAACAACUCCAAGAGCACAAGUUGUUGCUUGUUGAAAGCAUGGUGUGCUUCUAGAGACAAGCAAAGAAGACCUUGCAUCUUUAUAAUGGCGGCAUAUACCUGAGCGGCAUUCUCUUCAGCAACAUCUGCUACCCCCAGUCUUGUUAGUUGUGUCAGCCUGUCUAGUUCUCCUGCAAUGCCACCUCCAGCACACAGACCAGUUAGUGUCAAUAGGUUUCUUAAUCUACCUAUUCCCUCUGGUAGUUUCAUCCCACUACCAUUUAUGCAAGACAUUUUGAGAUGCCUUAGUCCUGCAAGAUUUAGGAUAUCAGGUGACACUGCUGAUAAUUUCCAGCACCAUCUGAUAUCCAAAGUCUGCAGUGCUCGUAGUUUUCCAAGUCUUGCAGGAAGUUCAUUUGCCUGGCAGUGUUUUAAGCCCAGAUAAGUCAGGUGAACCAAAUCCCCCACUUCAUCUGGUAAGCUCUUAAUUUUGGUAUCUUCUAGAUCAAGCACCCGCAAAAACUUUGCCCAUGUCAAAUCCAGCCAAUGUCCAUCAAAAUGUCCUUGAUUCCCAAACAAAAACAAAGAUCGAGGUCGGAGAUUGUUCAAACUGUGCCCAAUUUUUGUCAUAUCUGAAGCUAAAACGCGGCAUGCUAUAUGGGGGAUAGUCGAAUUUGAAUUGGCAUGACCAGUUUUAAAGUUUUCAUGAAGGAGCUUGCGGUAAGGAGAAGAAACUGUAAAUGCCUUCGGCUACCAACAACCGAAUCAAUUUCCCCUUGUUUAUCCAGUAAUUCUCCGGGAAUAUACAACAAUACAUUAAACAAGAUUGAAGGUAAUAAGCUCAAUCCUGAAGCAUUCUGUGGAUGCCAACCUAUCAGAUCCAAUUUGCCUAUCUAUCUGAAUGAUGAACUCAUCAACUUGGUCAUCCAUGUCGGAGACUAUUUUUUUAAGUUUGUCGAUCCAAGUACUAAAGGCAACAUGACUUAUACUGCCUCUGUCUCCAAAAAACUCAGCAAUCUCCCUGAGGAAAUUCUAGAGAAGAACUGGUUUUCUCAAAGGUCGUCAAUAUCGCUUAUUCUUUUGGCCGUGCAAGUGUUAAAUUUGUUUUAAGUUUAUGCCAAUUGAAAAAGACCUCAUCUAAAAAUGACAAACUCGUGCCUGUUGUGAUUGAAACUUCAAAGCAUAUAUAGAUAAGUACCUUACAGUUGACUUA